Messenger RNA from Lactuca saligna, 704 nucleotides. NCBI's taxonomy places the organism in Eukaryota, Viridiplantae, Streptophyta, Magnoliopsida, Asterales, Asteraceae. The record is from the annotation of a GenBank genome assembly.
CAGGGACUUUUCAGCAAUUCAUCUGAAAGCAUGCUACAAAUACCCUGAACCAGAAGACGAAGCUGCUGAUAAGUGAUAACGUCGUUAACAGAAUCCUUACCAGUUCUCAAAUAAUCAUAUCUUAAUCGGAGCAACAAGAUGGCCGGAAUAGUUGUAUUUUUACCGAAGGAGUACGGCUAUAUCAUUCUCACCAUUAUCGCCUACUGCUUCGUCAACCUGUAUAUGCAGCUUCAAGUCAACAAAGCUCGAAAGAAGUAUCAUGUGUCAUACCCAACACUCUACGCCACUGAAGCUGAUACCAAAGAUUACAAACUAUUCAACUGUAUUCAGAGAGGGCAUCAGAAUUCGCUCGAAUCCCUUCCGAUCUUUUUUGUUUUGAUGGUUUUGGGAGGGUUUAAACACCCAGUUAUAUGUUCGUGUUUGGGAUUAGCAUACACAGUUACUCGGUUUUUCUAUUUCAAGGGUUACUCCUCCGGUGAUCCUAAGGGGCGUCUCCCGAUUGGGGGAUUCAACGGUAUUGCAUUACUGGGGCUUGUAAUACUCAAUAUUACGUUCGGCAUAAGUCUUCUCACGGCAUAAAUCACAAGAAUCAUGAAGAAUCAAGAAAGAAAGCAGAUUCUUUGGGGGACCCAUUGUUUUUCGUGGUAUUUGGUUAGAGGAAGAAGCAGUUUCAUUUUGUACUGUUGAUGAGAAAAAAAAAAUGA